This is a messenger RNA of Entamoeba dispar SAW760, 2307 nucleotides long. RefSeq lists its product as uncharacterized. Gene Ontology annotation, cellular component: cytoplasm; cytoskeleton. The transcript has a single exon. Gene Ontology annotation, molecular function: actin filament binding. NCBI's taxonomy places the organism in Eukaryota, Evosea, Mastigamoebida, Endamoebidae. Bases 1 to 2307 code for a protein of 768 amino acids. Gene Ontology annotation, biological process: actin filament network formation; cortical actin cytoskeleton organization. The record is from RefSeq and is a predicted model, not a curated record.
AUGUUACACGUUGAAUACCACCAUGAAGAUGGAACAAUGGAAUUACUUAAUAUUCCUAUUACACAAACAACAGAAAGUGAUAUUUUGAGAAUUGCAAACAUUGCAGAUCCUGAAAAUUAUGAAAUAAUAACAAAAAAUAAUGAAAAACCAAGAUAUAUUGAUGGAGAGUCAUUAAUUCUUCAUUUAACCAUUGAAGAAAAUGUUAAAAGAGAUAUUAAUGUUUUUCAACAGAUUGGUUCAGUUUUACAUAAACAAUUAAUGUUCAAUUUAAAAUCAAAAUUUAUUGAUAAACAAUACAUCACCCUUUUUAUUGAAUAUGGAGGGGUAUUAAAAUUAUUUGAUUCAAUUGCUCAAUCUGAAGGAAACACUCAAAGUUAUGCUUUAAAUGCGUUAUUAGUAUUAAUGUCAGAUGAAAUAGGGUUUAAUGCUGUAGUUCAAUGGGAACAUGCUAGUGACAUUUUAUAUUCUUUAUUAACAAAAGACACUGCUGCAACUAUUUCUCGGCAAGCAGCAGAAAUAUGUACAGUAUUAACUACCUUUUGUGGGUCUGAUGGUAUUGAAGAGGCAGCUGGAAAAUUUGCUACAAAAAAUGGAAAAAGAAAGUUUGAAAAUUUAGUAGAGUUGGCAUUGUCUGGAGAUAUCCAAACAUCAGAAAAUGCAAUGCUUCUUAUAGACUCAUUAAUGAUAGGAGAGACUAAAGAUACAAUCAUUUUAUUAAUUAAAGAGUUUGAUGUUUUAAAUAAAUUAAAGUCAUGUAAUUCUGAAAUUAUUCAAAGGUGUUUAAAAAAUAUUAAUACAGAAAUUGUUGGAGAAACUGGAAAAACAAAAAAGGGAUGGGAUGAUUUAAAGUUAUUAAGACCAGAAAUGAAUGAAAUAGAGAAUGAAAGAAUUUUAUUAGACAAAGAAUAUAAUAAAUUAUAUAGUGAAUUAAAACAAUUAAAAGAAAAAGAGAAAGUUAUUAAAAGUGAUAUUGUAAUGAAAAAUACUCAAAUUAAAAAACUUGAAGAAGAAGAAAAAGAAUUAAAUAAUAAAAGUAUUCUUAUUGAAGAAAAAAUUAAAAGUAUUUUAGAAUAUCCUUCAAGAGAAACAAUGAUUAAUGAAAUUAAAAGUAAUAAAAAAAUUAUUGAUGGAUUUGAAUUUGAAAGGACAUUAUUAAAAAAUAAACUUGCUGAUAUGGAAUUUAGAGAAAAACCUCAAAUUCAAAUAGAAGAUGAAGUUACUAAUGUUUUUGAUGAACAAUUAACAAACCCACCACCACCUCCUCCACUAAUGCAAGGAAAAGGUCCUAUUAAUAUUGAAGGAAAACACUGUAUUGAAGGAUAUUUAAGAAAUGCAUUUGUAUUAUUACAAAGUAGAAUCAAUAAUUCAUUAUUAUUAAAAAGUAUUAAUGGAGAAAAUAGAGACGUUGAUGAACAAACAAUGAUGAUUGUAAUGAAUAUAAUUAAAAGAGCUAAUUUAAAAGAUUAUGAAAAUAUUACUUCAUUUCAAGAGUACUCUACACUUGAUCAAUAUGCUCUUAAAAUUUUGAAAGAGCCUUUUAUUAAUCAAAAAAUUCAAAUCAGUAUUCAAUGUAAUCAAGUCCAUAAUAAAUUGGAUGAUCUUUUAACUCCAUUAAGAACAAUAGAUGCUGCUUGUAAUGCAGUAAGAAAAUCUUCAGCAUUAAAACCUGUACUUGCAACACUAUUAAAUAUUGGUAAUUUUGUAAAUAGUGGUUGUAGUCAAUUAGAACGAGCAGAUGGAUUUGGAAUGGAAAUUCUUCCUCUACUAAAAUUUAUUGGAUCAUCUCAAACAUACGCUGAAUUUUUGACAACCUCAGUUGAUGUUAAAAGUGUAGAAACAGAAUUAAAAGUAUGUUGUGAUGUUAAUGACGACCUUCAAAAUGUUAUUACCUCGUUAAAACAAACAGAAACAUCAAUAGUUGGAAUUAAUAAAAUCUAUGCUGAUAUGAUUUCAUCUGGUAAUAACUUCGAUUCUAUCAAAAAAGAAAUUGACAUUAUUACUAAAAAAACAAGAAGUUAUCUUCAAAAAGCCUUGCAAACGGAAAAACUAUUCAAAGAGACUUUAUUCUUUUUUACUGCUGAUGAAAAUGCUUCUAACAUUUAUACUACCUUAACAUUUUUUGGUAUAUUUGCUGAGUUUAUUACAGCACUCACUCUUGCUGCUAGAGUAGAAGAAAGUAGGCAAAAAAUUAUUAAUGAAGAACUUAAAACUAAUUCUUAUGCUCCUGGAUCAAACGAAGACCCAAUGACUCAAAUUAUUGCACAAUUAAAAUCUGGACAAAUUGGAAAACAAAUGCUAAAGAAAUAA